CGGCCAGUUUGCCAUUGUGCGGAAAUGCCGGGAGAGGAAAACGGGUCUGGAAUACGCGGCCAAAUUCAUCAAGAAGCGCCGGCUGUCGUCCAGCCGCCGGGGCGUGAGCCGGGAGGAGAUUGAGAGGGAGGUGGACAUCCUGCGGGAGAUCCAGCACCCCAACAUCAUCACGCUGCACGACAUCUUCGAGAACAAGACGGACGUGGUGCUGAUCCUGGAGCUGGUGUCGGGCGGCGAGCUCUUCGAUUUCCUGGCCGAGAAGGAGUCCCUGACGGAGGAGGAGGCCACCCAGUUCCUCAAGCAGAUCCUGGAUGGGGUGCACUACCUGCACUCCAAGCGCAUUGCCCACUUCGACCUGAAGCCAGAGAACAUCAUGCUGCUGGACAAGAACGUGCCAAAUCCCCGCAUCAAACUCAUCGACUUCGGGAUCGCCCACAAGAUUGAAGCUGGGAAUGAAUUCAAGAAUAUAUUUGGGACGCCGGAGUUUGUCGCUCCGGAAAUUGUGAACUACGAGCCCCUGGGGCUGGAGGCCGACAUGUGGAGCAUCGGGGUCAUCACUUACAUCCUGCUGAGCGGAGCCUCCCCCUUCCUCGGGGAGACGAAGCAGGAGACCCUGACCAACAUAUCCGCCGUCAACUACGACUUCGACGAGGAGUAUUUCAGCAACACCAGCGAGCUGGCCAAGGACUUCAUCCGCCGCCUCCUCGUCAAGGACCCCAAGAAGCGGAUGACCAUCGCUCAGAGCCUGGAACACCCCUGGAUCACUCUCCGCAGGUCCAGGAGGAACGUCCGCAACGAAGACAACUGCAAGAAGCCCGAGCGCCGGCGGCUGAAGACCACGCGCCUGAAGGAGUACACCAUCAAGUCCCACUCCAGCAUGCCGCCAAACAACACGUACAUCAACUUCGAGCGCUUCUCCAAGGUGAUGGAGGAGGUGGCUGCAGCCGAGGAGAGCCUCCGGGAGCUGGAGAGGAACAAGAAGUCCUUCCAGGAGGACAUCGAGGCCCUGCUCUCCAUCUACGAGGAGAAGGAGUCAUGGUACAAGGAGGAGAACGAGAGCAUCAGCCAGGACCUCCGCCAGAUCCGGCAGGAGCUGCAGAAGACGGAGGCGCUGAAGAAGCAGGCGCAGGAGGAGACCAGGGGGCCCGUGCUGGCGUCGGCUGCCCUCAGGCUGAGGUUGGGGCGUCCUUCCCAGCUCCCCCCCGGGAUCUGCCACGGCGGCAGCGCCGAAGGGACCUCGGUGGCUCUGCCCCUUGCUCGCCCGAGGAGCCAGGCCACCGACAGCCUUCGGGAAACGUCCCCGGGCUCAGCUGGGCUCGUG
Messenger RNA from Eurypyga helias (sunbittern), 1321 nucleotides. Its product is annotated as death-associated protein kinase 3-like. Gene Ontology annotation, biological process: intracellular signal transduction; protein phosphorylation; positive regulation of apoptotic process. Lineage: Eukaryota; Metazoa; Chordata; Aves; Eurypygiformes; Eurypygidae. The record is from RefSeq and is a predicted model, not a curated record. Gene Ontology annotation, cellular component: cytoplasm; nucleus. The annotation marks the transcript as partial. The transcript is spliced from 8 exons. Gene Ontology annotation, molecular function: protein serine/threonine kinase activity; ATP binding.